GGUAGGAGACCGGAAGUUAAAUAUUGGAGAAACAAAACGCGGCACAUUUCUCCAAAACACCAGAUUUGCCACAAUGCCUCUGUCCACUCAAUCACAGGCUGAUGAUGAACAAUAUGUAUUAGUAGCCAGUUUGGAUAAUGCUCGCAAUCUCUCCAACAUACUGAAAGCCAUCACCUUCAAGGACCACGCCAUCUUUAACGCUACACCCAACGGUUUGAAAGUCACUGUGGAGGACUCCAAGUGUCUGCAAGCCAACGCUUUUAUCCAAGCUGACAUCUUCCAAGAGUUCACCAUUAGGGAAGAUGUGGUGGGUUUUCAGGUCAAUCUCACUGUUCUGUUAGACUGCCUCAACAUCUUUGGGGGAAGCAUAGUACCAGGAUUGUCAACGGCAUUACGAAUGUGCUACAAAGGAUACGGUUACCCUCUGACCUUGUUCUUAGAAGAGGGGGGUGUGGUGACGGUGUGUAAGAUCAACACACAAGAACCAGAAGAGCUGAUUGAUUUUGAGUUCUGUAGCGCCAACGUCACAAACAAGGUGAUCCUGUUGUCUGAGAGUCUAAGAGAACCGUUCUCCGAACUGGAUACGACCAGUGAGGUGCUGGAGAUCACAAUGUCACCAGACCAACCGUAUUUUAGGUUAUCUACAUUUGGGAACUCUGGAAACGCUCAUUAUGAUUAUCCUAAAGACUCGGAGAUGAUGGAGCUUUUUCGUUGCACCACAACUCAAACCAACAGGUACAAGAUGUCUCUGCUGAAGCCGUCCACCAAAGCCCUGGCUCUGUCCAGUAAGGUCUCCGUGAGGACAGACAGCAGGGGCUUCCUGUCUCUGCAGUACCUGGUCAGGAACGACUGUGGACAGGUCUGCUUCGUGGAAUAUUACUGUUGUCCUGACGAGGAGGUGGAGUGACAGCCGAGCGUGUGUUGGUUCUAUUCCCUACUUUAUUAAGCACUUUAAGAGGAGCUCAGCGUUUUUGAGGACAGACUGUCAGAGACUCUGUACGAUUGGGUUAAGUUGAGGUCCCUGGAUUACGAUGUGAUGUUUGCGUCAUAGCAAAAGGAGUGAAGCUGGGAGUUUUGAAGAUGAUGUUAGUACUUUGGACUGACCUGAGUGCAGUUUCAUCACCGGGUUUAGAACAACGUUCAGAUGCAGCUCAUUUGAUCCUAGUGGAGACAUGAGCGUCUGCCUUCAUAUUUCCUUUGUGACCAUGUUGAAGUUGGUAUAUUUUGGAGUAUGUGAAAAUCAGAUCAUACUCAUCAUUGUAUUACUCUGAUGCACAGACCCAUGAUAAAACUUAAAUAAAAAAAA
Molecule: messenger RNA, 1306 nt
Organism: Cynoglossus semilaevis (tongue sole)
Lineage: Eukaryota; Metazoa; Chordata; Actinopteri; Pleuronectiformes; Cynoglossidae
Gene: rad1
Product: RAD1 homolog (S. pombe)
Exons: 7
Coding region: 74-907 (277 amino acids)
Biological process (GO): DNA damage checkpoint signaling; DNA repair
Cellular component (GO): checkpoint clamp complex; nucleus
Source: RefSeq, a predicted model, not a curated record